Mercenaria mercenaria is the source of this 2982-nucleotide messenger RNA. RefSeq lists its product as uncharacterized. The record is from RefSeq and is a predicted model, not a curated record. NCBI's taxonomy places the organism in Eukaryota, Metazoa, Mollusca, Bivalvia, Venerida, Veneridae. The transcript has 2 exons. The coding region runs from base 171 to 1136 and encodes 321 amino acids.
GUAGAUAGAAAAUUGACGUUAUAUUAUAUAAACCUUUUGUAGGCUAUCGAUUUUUAUUAUCAUAAACGUUACCUUACGGUAUCAAAUUACCCAGAACAAACAAGAUUGUGUAUUAUUUUGACUAUUAUUGGAUUAGACCUUUUUAUGAUCUUUCAACAUUAAACAUUAACAUGGCUUUAAAUUCUAAAUUAUAUAUGUGUUUCUGUGCUUUAAUACUUUUAUGUACUGCUAAUUAUUUUAUUUUCAUUAUGAGCAGAAGGGAAUGUUACUGUGAUCGAACUAUUUUAAAAACUAUAAAUACACUGGACGUAAUAAAAAGAUCCAUGCCAACAUCUAAAUUACAGGAACCGGAACUGAAGAAAAACGAAACAGAGAAAUGUGAGACGUGUUUUGGAAAAGUUCCCGAUUGCAUUGUACAGUAUGGUUUGCAUCGCACUGCAACAACCUUACAGUUCCAAAUAUUGUGUUUGAUUAUGGCAAUUUUGCACGAAGAUGAAAUGAACUCUGUUGGAUGCUAUCAUGAAAAGAAAAAAUCCACGAAAUAUAACGUUAUAAAAACGCAUAAUGUAAGCCGUCUUCUGACGAAAAUUCCGUCUGAUACUUGGAUUUUCAUGACAUCAAGCGAAGCCUUGACAUCUGAGGAAAAACAUGAAAUGAGUAUGAAUAGACAGAAAGUUCGUAAUAAAAACUUUACGGUUCCAUAUAUUGCUGAUAUCGAUUUGGUAUCCAAACGUGGUCACAACAUUGUUUAUGAAUACCAGACCUUUUUUGGUUUAUCGAAUGAAACAAUACAGCAUAUUGUUGAAUAUUUCCGCUACUGGGAUAUACUGCGAAUAUGCUGUGGAUUACAGAUGUCCUCAGAUUGGCGAAACCAACUGUCACCAAGUGCAAACUACAUAACACGUCAUGGUCUGCAUAGUCCAUCAUAUCCUGCAUGUGAAAUGUACAAUAUAUCUCAAGUUGAACAACUUCUCAUAAACACUUACGCCUUUCGGAAAUUUGCACAUAUUGACUCACUUCGUAACGGUAUUGGAAAGUUGUCAGAUUUAGACGGUACGUUGGAUGGAAACUAUUGUAGACGUUGUAACGCAAAUAUUUCAAAAUUUCAUCUAGAAAUAAAUCAGAAUUGUGUAUGAAAGGUUAUUCGCGCGUUUACGAUUCGUAGAUGUACAAAAUAAGAAGUAAGCAGUACGCAUGUCUGUAAAACUAUUACAUUACAACCAAAACUAUGUAUAAUUUUACAGUUCUGGCAUUGAUAUAAUCUAGGUCAAGUUUGACAAUGGGUCAUCUAGGAUCAAAAAGUAGGUCACGAGGUCAAAUCAAAGAAAGACCUUGUGUAUGCGAUAUAGGCUGUAUUUUUCAAUUGAUCUUCAUGAAAAUUGGUCAGAAUGAUUGCCUUGAUAAAACCUAAGUCAAAAUUAGAUAUGGGUCAUCUGGCCUCAAAACUAGAUCACUAUGUCAUAUCAAAUAAAAUGCUUGUUUAAACUCAAGAUAACACAUUUUUGGUCCAAUUCUAAUGAAAAUUGGCCAGAAUAUUUGUUUCCAUGAAAUCCGUAGGUCAAACAUGUUUACACUGUUAUGGUGUGUUUCUCAGGUGAGCGACCUAGGGCCAUCUUUGCCCUCUUGUUUGUUAACCAAUUGAUAAUGUACUCGAGUAGUUUACACGUAAACAAUGGAGAAAAUGGGUGGAAAAUAUUCACAUUGAUAAAAACAGAUACAACGUUGAAGAUAUUCCUGCAAACCAAAUUCUGUAGCCCACCAUCAUCUGCUUAGAUACUGUGAAGAAUGCCGACACACAGCACGUGAGAGUUAACUAUCUUAAUUGACAAGAGACAGAUCUGGGCGUUUUAAGCGAGGUCUGACCAGCAUGAUAACGAUGGUGCCUUUUCGAAUGCUAAAAGUCUUAACUAAUCGGUGGUUCCCGUGUUCAAUAAAUUCAAUAUACAAGCUGAAAACUUCGACGUUGUAACUCAAGAGAUUUUACUCGAAAUUUUCUAAUCUAUAUUGUCGACUUACAUAAGUUAAAAUGUCAUGUUAAUAAUAAAUCAAAAAUCGUUAAUGUUCAUUUCAAUACAUUAAAAGGCUUAAACCACAUUGAAUAACUGGACAACUAUUGAAAACCAUUUAAUGCAAAAAUAAGUAAUGUAUUCUCAAGUUUUAGUUCUGAAACAAUAGGGAUAUUUACGUUACCACAGGAUCAAGUAUGAUGUGUUUAUUGAAGACCUACAUGUUUACAGAUACUUAAAAAUAUUCAUGUACAAAUCUUGUCAUACCUGACGAAAAAUAUGUUUUGGUAAAGGUUGAGGGAGUUGUUUUUUAGUUGUUUUUUGAAGAUUUGAUAUUUACGUUACAGAUCUGUUAAGCUGAAAUUCAGCAUUUCUUUUUAUACUGUCUGUAUGGCUGAUGCAAAAUGUUAUGUAGAUAUUCUUGAAUUUUGUUAUUGGUUCCUUUGGGUAUGUUUUUCAAUGACUAUAAAAAUCAUAGGGUAAAUUUUUUAUUCCUAAAAUCAUUUAAUUUCGAUAUGAAAUUACACUGUUUUCAAAAUGGACAAGAACAGAUAUCCAUAUGCAGAUAAGUAAUCUAACUAAUACUUUUUAAAAUGUCUGCUGGCCUAAAAUAGAUGACUUUUCAACUUUAGAAGAUGAAUUGUACUUUAUGCAAUAGUUUUCAAAGUAUUUAAAUAAAAUAUUUUGCUUGAUAUUUACGUUACACUUAAGUGUUCAAGACAAACCGGGAAGUGUUCCUCUGUAAUGAAAAUAAUGUCUAUGAUAAAUAGAUAUGUUUGACAGUAAUGUUUAAUAGUUAUGAUAGUGAAGUUUGAGGUUUAAUAGUUAUGAUAGUGAAGUUUGAGGGUUUGAAACAAAAUCAUAUUUACCUUAACAAAAAUAUUUAUGUUUAACGUCUUUGCAUUAUGCAUUUUAAGUUAAAUUUGCAUUUUAAGAGGCGAAUUUGGAAAUCUAUAGUUAAAUAAAAACAAUGAUA